Haemonchus placei is the source of this 408-nucleotide messenger RNA. The record is from the annotation of a GenBank genome assembly. NCBI's taxonomy places the organism in Eukaryota, Metazoa, Nematoda, Chromadorea, Rhabditida, Trichostrongylidae.
AUGAAAUAUGCCAACACAACCCUGCCUCCAUGGUUUGACUAUCUGGAGCUUGCAGUAAAUUAUUGUUGUAUGACAUAUAUGGCAAUCACAUUACCACUGUAUAUUGCCGUUGUAACGAUUAUGUUCGUUCUCAGGAAAAGCUCCUAUAAAGGCAUGUUUUAUCGGAUUUUCAUGGUUGGUGGGGUGAUUGAUAUUAUCGCAAUUGUGAAUUCUUAUCUUGGAGCUAUUUUUCCUUCAAGAAGUUGGUUUCUGGAGUUCUACAUGUCGCAAGGUACCACCUUUGGUCACGUCUAUGUAAUCAUUGCUUGGACAACUCGUUGUAGUCAAGGAUGUACCGUAACCCUAUUGGCCCUGAACCGGGCCACAGCCGUCUGUAGCCCCAUCAGGCACAAGCAGGUAUGUGCAUAA